CCCAUAAAGGGAUUGUGUGUAUUUUGAUCAUAAUUGUGAAAAAGAUAUUCUUUAUAUAUAUGGAUGCAUGAAUGUGUACAUGAAUAGGAAUGUAUUUUUUUUGGAGUAUUAAUACACUGUAUGUGUGUGUAAACGAGUAGGGAUGUACAUAUGAAGGGAUAGAUGCGCAUGUGAGAUGCUUUUACGGAGGCUGAUAAUGAACAUGGCCCCUCUUAAUUAUAUUCUCUCUCCUGCUUGAAAGUUACUUUAGUGAGUGUUCCAAGAGUAAGACUUGAAAUCCCGUUUGGUAAAACUCAGUAAUAAUAUUGUUGCAGUUACAAUAAAGAUCAAGAACCAUCAUUAUUAGUAUGAGGCAUAUCUCUCACUCUGAGAGUUAUAAACAAAGAGGAGGAACCAUGGCUGGUGCCCUUGUGCUGCUGCUGCCCUUUCUGUUUCCCAGUCUUUUCACUCCUUUCAGCCAUGCUUUACCCUCUGUUCUCUCGGAGUGGAAUGCUCCAAAGCCUAGACACUCACGACUACUUAAGAGUGCUCUGCAACGCCAAACUUCUGAUGAGCAACAGGCUGAACUAUGGAUGCCUUUGGCGCACCAAGGCUGGAGACCUUGUGCCCGUUCAGGGAGUACUUCUACAGCAUUGCCAGAGAAAUCUCAGGGCUACAUUCAGGUGUUCCUUGAUGGAGGACUAAAUCAGCAGAGAAUGGGCAUUUGUGAUGCAGUUGCUCUUGCUAAAAUUUUGAAUGCGACACUUAUAAUUCCGCAUCUUGAAGUAAAUCCUGUCUGGCAAGAUUCAAGCACAUUCAUGGAUAUUUUCGAUGUGGAUCACUUCAUUAAUGUGUUGAAAGAUGACAUACGUAUUGCUAAAGAACUUCCUGAGGAAUACUUUUGGAGCACCAGAGAGUAUUAUGCCACAGCCAUUCGAGCUACCAGAGUUAAAACAGCACCAGUUCAUGCUUCAGCAAACUGGUAUCUGGAGAAUGUUUUGCCGGUCCUGCAGAGUUAUGGGAUUGCUGCAAUUGCACCAUUUUCUCACCGUCUGGCUUUUGACAAUAUGCCCGAGGACAUCCAACGACUAAGAUGCAAAGUCAACUUCCAAGCAUUAGAUUUUGUUCCUCACAUCAGAGCUCUUGGGGAUGCUCUUGUUAAUCGUCUCAGAUAUCCACAUAGCACAAGUGAAGUUGACAGCGCGAGUUACCUAAAAAACGUAGGUGGUGGUUCUAAAGAUAAGCAAGGGACUGGAAAGUUCGUUGUGCUCCACCUUCGGUUUGACAAGGAUAUGGCUGCCCAUUCGGCUUGUGACUUUGGUGGAGGUAAGGCUGAAAAGUUGGCCCUGGCCAAAUAUCGACAAGUGAUUUGGCAGGGACGAGUGUUAAAUUCUCAAUUUACUGAUGAGGAGUUGAGGAGUCAGGGAAGGUGCCCAUUGACUCCGGAAGAAAUCGGAUUGCUGCUGGCAGCUUUGGGAUUUGAUAACAGUACUAGAUUGUAUCUUGCUUCCCACAAGGUAUACGGUGGGGCAGCUAGGAUCUCAACGCUACGAAGCAUAUUUCCAUUUAUGGAGGACAAGAAGAGUCUGGCCUCUACAGAAGAAAGAGCUCAAAUCAAAGGAAAGGCUUCCUUGUUAGCUGCAGUUGAUUACUAUGUCAGCAUGCACAGUGACAUCUUCAUCUCCGCUUCACCAGGAAAUAUGCAUAACGCUGUGGUGGGUCAUCGGACAUACGAAAACUUGAAGACUAUAAGGCCGAACAUGGCACUCUUAGGCCAACUUUUCUUGAACAAGAGCCUGACCUGGCUGGAGUUCCAAGAGGCCGUCGUUAAAGGGCAUAAAAGCCGGCAAGGGCUACUCAGACUACGUAAACCAGAACAGUCUAUAUACACUUAUCCUGCUCCUGAUUGCAUGUGCAGUGCUUGAGUUCACAUCUUAGAAAGUGAGUGUGCCUGUGUAGGUCUCAUAUGAAUUUCUCCUGCAUUUACUGUUUUUGUUGCUUGUACGAGUUAGAAAAUAAACUGCUCCCUUUCCUCGAGCGUAUGGUUAUAGAAACAGCUCUUAUAUGAUCAUGUAUAAUUCAUGUGGGGGUGGUGAUCUCUGUAAAGUUGGGGCUUCAUAAUUAUUUAUUGUGGUUUCAGAUACAGUAUUUGAACAGGAUUUAGGAUUCUUGUGUGAUGAGUUGCUCGAUGUCCUCAAUUAGUUUUGUUUGUACCAACAUGUUUAAUUUUACGGAGGAACAAAGUCGUUCCGGGGGUUCUCGUCUUUA
Molecule: messenger RNA, 2247 nt
Organism: Sesamum indicum (sesame)
Lineage: Eukaryota; Viridiplantae; Streptophyta; Magnoliopsida; Lamiales; Pedaliaceae
Product: O-fucosyltransferase 39
Source: RefSeq, a predicted model, not a curated record